Aureobasidium subglaciale EXF-2481 is the source of this 1033-nucleotide messenger RNA. Its product is annotated as glycoside hydrolase family 16 protein. The record is from RefSeq and is a predicted model, not a curated record. Gene Ontology annotation, molecular function: hydrolase activity, hydrolyzing O-glycosyl compounds. The transcript is spliced from 3 exons. The coding region runs from base 140 to 949 and encodes 269 amino acids. NCBI's taxonomy places the organism in Eukaryota, Fungi, Ascomycota, Dothideomycetes, Dothideales, Saccotheciaceae. Gene Ontology annotation, biological process: carbohydrate metabolic process.
GAAAUUUGAGGAAAGCUAACAAUGACUAGCCGGCGUAACAAUCUGCAGUACCGAGCCGUGGUGUAGCGAAUGUGAGAGCAGAGUGUAGAGUACAAGAUGUCUCAAAAGUCUUGCUUGUGCUUUCGCCAUCAUUAUCAACAUGUACUACUUUUCAUCCCCAGCAGUAUUGUUGUCUAGUAUCGCUGGCCUGGCAAUUCUCAGCAAUGCAUCGGCCCUGGAAAAGCGCUACACAUCGCCAACAGCACCAUUCGACGGAUGUCUCUGGCAGGUCUCCAAAGUAGGAGCAUUCAACUCUCACCUCAAUGUCAGCAACUGGAAAACACUCCCCUCAUCCUUAAAAGCCACAGACCGUACCGGAGGUCCAGCUCGUGUAAAAUGGGAUCCUUCUCUCGUCGGUGUAGAUGCAAACGACGGCAGUCUCACCCUCACCGUACCUGGAGGUCAAGGAACCUGUACGGACGACAAACCAUGCGGAAGUGCUCAGAUCACCACCGCCUAUGACGAUGUCAUGUAUGGAAGCAUGCGUACUGUUAUGAAGACACCGAAUGUAUGGGGCACUGUCAGCGCUGCCUUCUUCUACAGCGAUGACAACAAUGAAGCCGAUAUCGAGAUGCAAACUGGAGAUGUCACACACGCCCACUGGACCAACCAAGACUGGUAUGGUUCAAAUGGCUUGACCAACACCAGUGUUGUAGCCAACACCUCUGCUGCUUAUCAUGAAUAUCGUCUUGAUUGGGUACCUGGGAGAACGGACCUCUAUGUUGAUGGCAAGCUCUUGCAAACCUACACCAAAUUCGUGCCCAGGACGAGCGGAUUUUGGAUGUGGAAUUCUUGGACAAACAAUGGAUCAUGGACUCUCGGCCCUCCUAGUAUGGAUGCUGUAAUGCAUAUCAAGUCGAUCGAUGUGUAUUUCAACAGAACGAGUAUUGCUGGUUGUGGUAGCGCAUGAGCACUGAAUGGAACAAAUUAUGUUAUUGAUAUCGAAAGAGAUGGAGGCAUGUAUGUAGAUGAACAGGAACAGUCAGUCAUACAU